Pararge aegeria (speckled wood butterfly) is the source of this 1214-nucleotide messenger RNA. RefSeq names its product glutathione S-transferase 1-like (gene GSTe6). The coding region runs from base 326 to 1012 and encodes 228 amino acids. Gene Ontology annotation, biological process: glutathione metabolic process. NCBI's taxonomy places the organism in Eukaryota, Metazoa, Arthropoda, Insecta, Lepidoptera, Nymphalidae. Gene Ontology annotation, molecular function: glutathione transferase activity. The record is from RefSeq and is a predicted model, not a curated record. The transcript has 6 exons.
CAAAUGUUUCAUAUUAUUGUUUUUAUAGAUAGCUCAAAUAAGAUACCUAAUCUUAUUUAUUUUGUAGAUAAGAAACUAUUUUCGUCUGCUAUGGCUAUCUAGGUAGUUACUAACUACCUGACCAGUUAAAAUCAUAAAUAACUUUUAAAUAAUUAUAAUUAAGUAGGUCCGUACCACAACAAACCAUUAUUUUCUAAGUAAUCUAGACCUAGAUUCUACUAUAAAUUCAAUAAUGUAAAGGUUCAUACAUACUUGCCUAGCGCCUACCUAAAUACCUUCUAUUGAAAUAAUCAUUUGGUGCAAAGGUCGAGAAAGUUGCUUAGCAAUGCCACUCACGUUGUACAAAAUAGACGCAAGUCCGCCGGCCCGCGCUGUAAUGAUGGUCGCUGAUAUCCUUAGAGUAAAUUAUGUCGCAUAUGAUAUUAAUCCGCUUAUGCGAGAGCAAGACACGCCGGAAAUGACGAAGAAAAAUCCAAUGCGAACUGUUCCUUAUAUAGAAGAAGAUGGAUUUUGUUUAGGAGACAGUCACGCCAUUAUGUUGUAUCUGUUUGAUAAAUACGCCACGGCCGAACACUGGCACCUCUACCCGACGGACAAGAGGAAAAGGGCGACGAUUAAUCAGAGGUUAUUCUUUGAUUGCGGCGUUUUAUUUCAAAGGCUCAGGUCUGUUAUGGCACCUUCUUACACAGGAAGGCUGACGGAAUUAUCCAAAUCAAUGAAAAGGAAUAUAGACGACGCGUAUAGAAUGCUUGAGGCUUACUUGUCAGAUACUUUAUUUUUAGCUGACGAAGUCGUCACAUUGGCUGACUUAAGCGCCAUCACUACUAUGUCGUCAUUGCAUGGGUUACAUCCUAUAGAUGAGAAAAGGUAUCCAAAUGUAAAUCGAUGGUACAAUAAUAUGUCCGAGCUAGAAAUUUGCAAGAGGAUAAACGCCCCUGGCGCGGAGGCACAUGUAGCGAGCUUAAAAGCUUUCAUGGCGGUUACAAGAUCGAACCUUAAUUCUAAGUUGUAGCCUCAAUCCACAGAAUUAAGAACACACAGAAACCGUGUACACGACUUAUAUUCAAUCAUCAAAAACCACUCCACUUCAGUGAUUUUUCUCGAACAUGCGGUUAGUCACUUAAUUCCAAGUAGCAGUUGAUAGUAAUUAUUUACCUUUAAUGUUAAAUAAAAUAAAUAAAUAAAUAUACUCCGACAAUACACACAUCGCCAUG